AUAUAUAUAGAUUAGAGAGGUGUGGAAGAAUUAUUUUACUGUGUGGUGAUACACAAUAAUCCAAUAGAAGCAAGGAUAAAGGAAAGGAAAGGGAAAUUGGAGGAAUUAAAAGCCUCCCUCUAUAUUUAUCCCUCCAUCUUCUUCUUUAACUUUCUCAUUUUGGGUUCCUGCAAAAGGGAAAAUAUAUAGCAGCAACAACAAACACCCUUCUCCACUUUCUUUUCUUUUCUUUUGCUCUUCAUCUUGUUGCUGUUUCUUGGUAAUUUGAUUGGCUGAGAGAUCAGAUAUGGCAAGCUGCAUAGAUAUUGCACCUGAACAACUCUGCUACAUCCCUUGCAACUUUUGCAAUAUUGUUCUUGCGGUGAGUGUUCCAUGCAGUAGCUUGUUUGAUAUUGUGACAGUCCGAUGUGGGCACUGCACCAAUUUGUGGUCCGUGAAUAUGGCUGCCGCGUUUCAGUCACUUUCCUGGCAAGAUGUUCAGGUUCCAAACUACAAUCUGUACAGUUGUAGCGGACCAGAUUUUCAAGGUGAUUUUGGUUCCUCCUCCAAAUGUAACAACAAUAAGAUGGAAAUUCGAGCUCCCACCACAAUUCCAGCAGAGGAGAGAGUUGUGAACCGACCUCCCGAGAAGAGGCAGAGAGUACCUUCUGCAUAUAAUCAGUUCAUAAAAGAGGAAAUCCAAAGGAUCAAGGCAAAUAAUCCUGAGAUUAGCCAUAGGGAAGCUUUCAGUACAGCUGCCAAAAACUGGGCACACUUCCCUCGUAUUCACUUUGGCCUAAUGUUGGAAACCAACAAUAAUCAAGUGAAGCUAGAUGAUGGUUUGUCAAGGGCUGCACUAUUAAACAAAUGAAUUGGAUGAUGAACGAAAGUUGCUGCCUUUUUCCCACCUCUUAGUUCUGUGACUUUUCAACUGCUUCUUCUUCUUCUUCCACCUCUUGAAGUUCAAACAAAGGCCAUGGCUUGAAUUUGUCGUUUAAUUCAAGUGACAAUUAUAAUAUCCAUCUUUGGGUUAAUUAUUGCACUAUUUUCCACUAUUAUAUUGUUAUCAAAAUAUGACUUGAAGCUCUCUUUUUUUUC
This is a messenger RNA of Momordica charantia (bitter melon), 1077 nucleotides long. Its product is annotated as axial regulator YABBY 5. The record is from RefSeq and is a predicted model, not a curated record. Gene Ontology annotation, biological process: multicellular organism development; cell fate commitment. Gene Ontology annotation, cellular component: nucleus. NCBI's taxonomy places the organism in Eukaryota, Viridiplantae, Streptophyta, Magnoliopsida, Cucurbitales, Cucurbitaceae.